CGCGGAGCUGCCUGUAGCUGCCGGAGGAGCUUCAGCUAACAAAGAAAAACACGAAAAUAAACGUCUGCUGAGCAAACCGCUUCCCUGUUCCUUCACGACCACAAGGCAAGAGCCCGAAGACCAAAACUGACAUGAUGUUUCCACAAUCCAGGCACUCGGCUUCAUCACAGCAGCUGAAGUUCACAACGUCAGACUCGUGCGACCGCAUCAAGGACGAGUUCCAGUUUCUUCAAGCACAAUACCACAGUCUGAAGCUGGAAUGUGACAAGCUGGCGAGUGAGAAGUCAGAAAUGCAGCGUCAUUAUAUCAUGUAUUACGAGAUGUCCUAUGGGCUGAACAUCGAAAUGCACAAGCAGGCAGAGAUCGUGAAGAGAUUAAAUGGGAUCUGUGCUCAAGUCUUACCUUACCUGUCUCAAGAGCACCAGCAGCAGGUUCUGGGGGCGAUAGAAAGAGCCAAACAGGUCACUCCACCAGAGAUGAACUCCAUCAUACGGCAGCAGCUCCAGGCUCACCAGCUCUCCCAGCUGCAGGGGCUGGCGCUGCCCAUGACCCCUCUUCCCCUCGGCCUCAGCCAGCCGGCCGGCCUGCCCGCCGUCACCUCCAGCUCCGGCCUCUUCUCCCUCUCCAGCAUCCUGGCAUCCCAAGCCCAGCUGGCCAAAGAGGACAAGAGCACACGUGAGACGUCCGACAGCCACCGCGAGGAGGACGGAGACAAAUCCGACUAGUCGACGGCCAAACCCAAUCAUCAUCAUCAUCAUCAUCCAGAGCUCAGCGUAGAGCAGAAGCACUUGUUCCCCCCUUUUCUUUUCCUUCAUUUUCCUUCUAUCUUUCUAUCUCCCCUCUGAAUUGCUAAACUCAUUCGUUCUGGUUCAUUCCACCAGCUUUCUCUCUAUGUAUUUAUACUGAUCCUCCUUUUUAUUGUGUUAUGGAUGCUUGAUUUGAUUUCAUUUACACUUCUUUCUUGCCUGCGUGUAUGUAUAUAUCUAUAUAUAUUGUAUAUUUCUUAUGCUCGUUGUGGAAAAACGGUGUGACCGUUAAUGGACCAUCGACCCUUCGGUAAUAAUUCCUCUUUUAUUUUUUUCUCCUUUUUUUUUCCCUUCUCCCCCGCUCACUCUUUCUUCCUCUUAAAAUCUUUCACCUUUUAAAGCUACAAUCUACAAUAACUGAGUCAAAAGCACUUUGGCCCCAGGCUGUAACUCGGAGACUAAAAGCAACGUUGAAUCUAAAAACUUAGCCGCGGCAUAAUCCAUUUAGAGUUUAAAGGAUCUGUGUUAUUGUAAGGAAGCACGGCUGUUGCAUCUAUUCUACCUUAAAGGGACAGUUCGACUUAAAAAUGAGGGCUUGUGUGUUGUUCCAAACCUGUUUGACAUUUCUUUUUUAAAUUUAAUACAAUAGGCGAUGUUUUAAAGAAUGUUCAAGCUGCCUCAUUUUACAAUGAAUAGGAACUAACCUUAUUACGCUUUAAAA
This is a messenger RNA of Danio rerio (zebrafish), 1467 nucleotides long. RefSeq names its product TLE family member 5, transcriptional modulator (gene tle5). Gene Ontology annotation, biological process: regulation of DNA-templated transcription. The record is from RefSeq and is marked provisional. Lineage: Eukaryota; Metazoa; Chordata; Actinopteri; Cypriniformes; Danionidae. Gene Ontology annotation, cellular component: nucleus.